AUGUUCCAGCCCACGCACGACACCACGGCCGUGCGGCGGCUGCGCGAGGCGGGCGCCAUCAUGGUGGGGAAAACUAACCUCGAGGAGUUCGGCAUGGGGAGCACCACCGAGGGCUCUGGGUUUCAGUGUCUAGUGUGUGAUCAGAUGUUCUUUAUAGAACUCACCAAGGAGGCUUCAGAUAUAGCUGGCUAUUUCAGCACUAGAGUACAGCAUCUUCUAAAUCUUCAUGUUCCUUCAGGAUUGCAAAGGUAUAUAUGGCGCGUACGUCAAUGCUUCAUAGAUGAUCAACAAAUCAUGGUUCAAGAAGGCAGACUGCUAAUCAGUUAUGUGACUAUGAAUGCUAUUGCCAUUUGCAAAAUUCUCAAAAAAUAUGACAAAGUGCAUGGUUCUGUUAGCGGUAGAGAUUUCAGGAGCAAGAUGCAAACUGAGCAUACUGAACUGCUGCAAUCACCUUGGCUGAUUGAGCUGGGUGCUUUCCAUAUGAACUGUGAUAGUUCAGAUAUUGAUGAACCCGCAGGCUUCUUCAAAAACGGAUUCUUCAAGAACUUUUCCUCUGACUUGACAGCAACACAUCCAGUAAUGACAAUGGCCAUUUCUGAAACUAUGAAAUAUGACUACAACCUAACUUGUCCAAUUUGCUUGGACACAAUAUUCAAUCCAUACGCGCUAAGCUGCCGUCACCUCUUCUGCAAAGGCUGUGCGUGUGGCGCUGCAUCCGUGUACAUCUUCCAGGGUGUCAGGAGCGCGCCUCCAGAGGCCAAGUGCCCUGUAUGCCGAGAGGUUGGUGUGUUUGCUCACGCCGUGCAUAUGAAUGAACUCGACCUGCUCAUGAAAACAAGGUAA
This is a messenger RNA of Hordeum vulgare subsp. vulgare (domesticated barley), 843 nucleotides long. Its product is annotated as probable E3 ubiquitin-protein ligase BAH1-like 1. The record is from RefSeq and is a predicted model, not a curated record. NCBI's taxonomy places the organism in Eukaryota, Viridiplantae, Streptophyta, Magnoliopsida, Poales, Poaceae. The transcript is spliced from 5 exons. The coding region runs from base 1 to 843 and encodes 280 amino acids.